AUGUCUGCUACGCGGCGAACCCCUAAUGUAAUUUCAAUCCUUUUACAGCUCGCAGUGUACCUCACAGUUGCAAAUGUUGGCGGCUUACCAUGCGUUGCUUCGUCGCGGACUUUGUUUCGCGGAGGACUGCUGGGAGGUGACUCCAGUGCAUCUUCCAAGCUUGCUGCAGAGGUCAAGUCGUCUGACAGCUACAGUGGCACAGCUUCCACGUUUGAGAUUCCGGUGCUUGGAUCCCAUCGCCGGGCCAGGCUGUUGGCUUCAGUGCCUGCCGCCACGGCCGCCAGCCGCACCGCCUCGCAGCCGCCUGCCAAGCGCCCGGUGUCCUCCCCGCGCCUCCGGCCGCCAUCACCACGCCGCAUGCCCUCCCCUCCCGUCAGUAAGCCAUCCCCGCCAUCCCCACAAGUCUCGUCGCCGCCGCCGCCAUCGCCAUCAUCCUUCAGUUCAAAGUCCUCAGACAUGCCGGUAGAGCUUCCCAGCCAAGUUUGCGCGGCUAUCAACCUGAUUUCACCCCGUGACCAAUCCGGGGCCCUGACCUACACGUUUGGAAAGCAGGUCAGCUGCGAUGGCGCCGCUGAAUGGAUGGCGAAGAACCUGACGGACGCAGCCCAGCAGGCUGGUGCCCAGAUCUCCACUCCCUUCGCGCUGGAAAGCUGCAGUGCCACCUACGAUCCCAACGUCAAGCCACCCGCGGUGCCGUACGUCAUGGCGUGCGGCUCGUUUGCCAACGUAAAGGAAGCCGCCAAGAUUCAGGACCUGUUGAGUCCCAUUCUGGUGCAGUGGUCGUACCUUGUUCUCGGCCGUAAGGUGCCCGAGGGGGCAGGCUCGCUGCCGUACAUGUGCCCACCACUAGGGUACACCAUCCAAACUAUGGUGUGGGGCACAGAGGACGAGUCACCGGUUGCUUUCUCGGAAGUGCAGUGCUCGUCGUCUCGAGGUGCCCUCUAAAGGAUAUGAGGCGGCACAAGAACGUGCGUAGUCAUGGAAUCAUCCAGUCCAUCCCUGUGCAUGUAUUCGUUGGGGCGACGACGAGCAGUAGUGCUACUAGAAUACACAAAUAGAGAUUCCUGGCAUCAUGAUGCAGAAGGAAAGCCCGCGGCCAUGGCAAGGUUUUUCCGGGGUAGCUCGGCUUCCUCCUAUCUGGGAAGAGUUGCAGGAUGGCCAGGUUAAUGUAUAUGGGGGUAAUGUUCUCUUUAGCUUAAGGCGGUCUUGGCUGGCAACAUGCUGAUGCGGAAA
Messenger RNA from Volvox carteri f. nagariensis, 1233 nucleotides. RefSeq lists its product as uncharacterized. The transcript is spliced from 3 exons. Bases 1 to 945 code for a protein of 314 amino acids. The record is from RefSeq and is a predicted model, not a curated record. NCBI's taxonomy places the organism in Eukaryota, Viridiplantae, Chlorophyta, Chlorophyceae, Chlamydomonadales, Volvocaceae.